Molecule: messenger RNA, 1578 nt
Organism: Gekko japonicus
Lineage: Eukaryota; Metazoa; Chordata; Lepidosauria; Squamata; Gekkonidae
Product: mamu class II histocompatibility antigen, DR alpha chain-like
Exons: 5
Coding region: 56-814 (252 amino acids)
Biological process (GO): antigen processing and presentation of exogenous peptide antigen via MHC class II; peptide antigen assembly with MHC class II protein complex; positive regulation of T cell activation
Cellular component (GO): MHC class II protein complex; membrane
Molecular function (GO): MHC class II protein complex binding
Source: RefSeq, a predicted model, not a curated record
GCCCCAUUGCUGCCUGUCCCUCUGGUCACGUCCCGCGUCUGAAAGAGCAACAGGGAUGAAGGGCUUGGCCGGGUACCUGUGGCUGCCGCUCCUGCCCCUCCUGGGGGGGCACCUGGUGGCAGCGGAGGAGGUGCUAUCGCAGGUGGCCUUUGUGCAGCGGAGCCUGACCUCGGAGAAGGGGCCCGGCGAGUUCAUGUUCGACUUCGACGGCGACGAGAUCUUCCACGUGGACCUGGACCGCAAGGAGACCGUCUGGCGGCUGCCCCAGUUCCAGGAGUUCACCAGCUUCCAGGCCGAGGGCGCCCAGGGCAACAUUGCUGUGCUCCGCUCCAACCUGGACAUCCUCAUGCGCCGCUCCAACAACACCCCGGCCAAGAACGUCCCCCCCAAGGUGCUGGUGUACCCGGAGAAGCCGGUGGUGCUGGGGGAACCCAACGUGCUCAUCUGCCUGGCAAACGAGUUCUCGCCCCCGGUGAUCAGCCUGACCUGGGUGAAGAACGGGCAGGCGGUGAAGGCCACGGAGGAGACCGACUUCUACCCCAACACGGACAACUCCUUCCGCAAGUUCUCCUACCUGAUCUUCGUCCCCAACGCCGAGGACAUCUACUACUGCCGGGUGGAGCACUGGGGCCUGGCCCAGCCCCUCACCAAGGAGUGGAAUACCAACAUGCCCGAACCCCUCCCGGAGACGGCGGAGAACGUGGUCUGUGCCCUCGGCCUGGCCGUGGGCAUCGUGGGCAUCAUUGUGGGCACCGUCCUCAUCGUCAAGAGCCGGCAGAAGGACGAGGGCAACUUCCGCGGGGGGAACCUGUGAGUUCCGCCGGCAGCUGCCAGGCCCAAAGAUGGGUAAUCGAAGGUGCCGCGCCCUUCAACUCGAGACAUGCCUCUGCCUUUUUCCCGACCCGCAUCCUUUGCUGCUCUUUUCUUGGCAAGGCCUUUCCUCCUAGGGAGGAAGCUUUCCUGAUCCCCAGCAGCCUUUAAUGUGACUCCUCCCACCAAUAUGGGGCUCACACUGAAAUGGCCCUGCAGGGGCCCGGCCGGGUAGCCAUCCGGGAAGGAGUGAGAGAGGGGCCCCCUCUCAGGAGUGCCCCCCACGGGAGGCCCCCCCAGAAGGGCUGCGAGCUCCUGCCUCCCGCAACAGUUUUCCCUACAAUCAAGUAAGACCCUCUUCUCUCGCCUUACCAUUAAUGGCCUGAGUCCCUUCCUGAUGCUCCAGUGUCUCUCCCCAAGGGUGGGACUUCCUUCCAGUGCCCGAGACCCCCGAGUCCAGGCGUGCAGGUGGGGACUGGCAGUGAGGUGCCGUCUGUCUCUCUGCACUUGCCUUUUUUAAAAUUGGGAGUGGGGAAACAAAUCAAAACAAAUGGAGACCUGGUGAUUGUAUGAACUUCGCUUGCUGUGACUGCUUGGCAUUUGCCUACGUCAAAACGUCUUCCUAAAACUGUGUGCUAAUUUGCUGUUCACUUAUGUAGAAGUGUCUGUCUCUGCGUAUGAACUGUUAACUCCCAUUCCAAUGUUAUCUGAGGAACUGCGCCUGCACACGGAAGCUCACGCCUUGAAUAAAACUUUGUGGGUCUUAAA